Messenger RNA from Nezara viridula (southern green stink bug), 2742 nucleotides. NCBI's taxonomy places the organism in Eukaryota, Metazoa, Arthropoda, Insecta, Hemiptera, Pentatomidae. The record is from the annotation of a GenBank genome assembly.
GCGGUUUAAAUAGUAUUUUCGAAUGUUGUAUCUUAUAAAUUUUUUGUAAUGUCCGCAGUAUGUGUUGAAAAUAUAAUUAAGAAAUUUUUAUCGUGUAAUUCAUUAAGUACAUUUGAGCAAGAAUGGCCAUCAAUAUUAAAUGUUAUGGAAAGAGAUGAUAAUAUCCGAUACCUUCCACAAUUAAAUGAAAUAGUUUUUAGAACGAUACUGAAGCAGUAUCCCCAAAAUUUAUUAGAGAAUACUAUAAUCCAUCCAAUUCUUUCUUUCUUUCAUAAGACAUUUUGUUCUAAUAUAUCAAGUAUAGUAGAUUUAUUGAAGACCAACUAUAAUGAAGAAAAUAAUGAUGUUUUAGUAAAAUUGAAUCAGUUCCUACAGGUCAGUAUUCAUGUUAUUGAUGGCUACUCUACCUUGAUUGACUGUUUAUCUAAUUUAGGAAUUCUCAAAUUGUCUUACGUCAAAAGUGUUUUAACAACUCUUCCUUCUGUAUUGUUUGUAGCAUUUAAUCACUGCUAUGAAAGUGAGAAAUUAUAUGGAAUAUACUUUUUAUCAACUACAGUUUAUCUUACCUCUUUAUUUCGGAAAAGUUACGAAAUAUCUAAUAUAUUAUAUAGAUGGAUAGAUGACUGCAUUCAUUUUGAUUUUGAACUAGAUGAUGAUACAAAUGUUUUAACUAGAGCUUUGGAAACACUAUAUUCAGUUGGCGAUAUUGCUGUUCGUCUUGAUGUUAAAACAACGGUAGAACAAUGGAAGAGGCUUGUUAAAUUAACGAGUAAAUAUGCAACUUUUUUGAAAAACAAAUUGGAUAUAUCAGUUCCUAUUAAAUUUCUGUGUUCCAGUUUGCAAAACACUAUUAAAACUAUAGUGCUUGAAGAGAAUGAAAAAGAAGCGAAAUUAAAGACUCGAGAUUUAAAAUUAGCCAAUUUUCAGCUGAAAGUGAUAGUUAAAUUGUGUGAAAUGUAUAAAGGUUAUUUAAAUGGUUCUGAAGACUGUCUGCUAAAUUUGCUGGUUGUGUUAAAUAGGUGUUCUAGGCUGGGUAAUAAGGUUGAUGAUACCGAAAUAGAGAGAUUUCUAGUCAUAGGAGCAGCUCCACUAUUAUCUCAUUUACUUGAAGAUAGAUCUUUUCUUGAAAGGUUUACCAAAGUGACUAGCAAUUUGCAUUUAUUAUCUUCGGAAGAAGCUGUUGGAUAUUUGUUUACUCAUCUUCGUCUUCUGAAAUUUUUAAUUUCUUGCAAUGAUGAGGAGAUUAAAGGAAGUUGGUUAAAAAUUCCAUUAUUGCCUAAUAUAAUUAAUCUGUAUUCAAUGAGUUAUUCAAUUCUAAAUUUAAAUAUUAAAAUUGAAGGAACUGACGUAUACACUACAUUAAUAAGUAUCUGUGUUGCCUUUAUGAUCUCCUGUUUAACAUGUGAACAGUUUGUUGAAACUGAAUAUAUUUUAAUAGAAUUUCUCUUUACUUCUGAUGUACAAACUGGAGUGCUUAUAUCUGACAUCAUGUGUCUCAUAGGAAGGUUAACAAAUGAAGAAGUUUGUCUCGAAGAAACAAAAUUUCUGUGUCAGAUUUUGUGUAACUUGGACUGGGUUGGAAUGCAAAGACCAGAGGCUUGUAUAGUUGGUCUCACUGCUGGAAGACUUUUUCACCUGCUUUCAAAAAAUGGACAAGAUAUCAUCGAAAAACAAUUUCAACUACAGCUACAUCCUCAUCUCUCGCUUUAUUUGAAUCAUGAUUUUAUAAUGUCUUAUGAUGUGAUUACUAGUGCAUUAUUGGCUAAAGAUACUAAGAAGUGUUCUUCGCAUCAAUUUUUACAUAUGAUUGAAUCAGUUACCCUUUGUAAUAACAUAAAUGAUGAAGAAACCUAUAACAAACUUAGUGAUGCUUUUAUUGAAAUGUGGCUUGGAUUUGAAUCCUAUCUUAGAAAUAGCGUAAGGCAGCCAGAUUGGUGGUAUUACAUUUUUUUUUUAUUUACAAGAGGCAUCCCGAAAUAUUAUGGAAAAAGAGGCAGUAGUAUCAUUGGAAAGAUCCUAAUUGAUUUACUGGACUUGUCAAUGUUGAAACAGUCUUCCAUAAAUUACUACAUUUGUGUUACACUAAAGAAUUUAGCUCAUAGCAUUAUGUCUCUAAAUGAUAGUACUGUUUCUGAUAUAUUUAUAAACUGUAUAUCCUCUUCUAACUUUCUCAUAAAACAGAUUGCUAUUGAAAGUUUUGUCUAUUUUGCUAAUAUUCAUCAUGAACUUUUAACAAAUGUAUCAAAAGAUGUAAAUACAGAAUAUUAUGUAUCUGAUUACUAUAAAAAAAUUCCGUUAUGCAAAGCUAAUAAUAAAUUUGCUUUUUCUAAUGCAUUCGUACAUAAAUGUUAUUUACAAGAGUCAAAUGUUCCUCCAACUAAAAAAAUUAAGUAUGAUUCUGAUGGCAAAGAAAUUAGUUCAUUAUUAUCUAAACUAACAGAUUGCAUAAAUCAGAUAAAAGAUUUUACCAUUAAUAGAAACCUCUCAUUUGAAGAUAUGGAAAUCAUCAAUUUAGCAAUAAGUGACUUGACUAAGCUCAGUAUUGAAAAAUAAUAUUCCUGUAUAUUAUAUUUACAUUUUAUUCUGUAUAAAAUGCACCACAUAUCAAUUGGAUCCUUGGACUUAACCAGCAUUAAAAUAUACAUUUGUGUUUUAUUUUAAAUUUGGUUAUUUCAUAUAAAAAUAUCUUUUAUAUUAUGAGUCUGUUUUAAGAUUUUUAAAUAAAAUAUUUAUUACUAUUGA